UAAAGAUGACAGAGAUAUCCACGCUAAUUAUGAAGAUGUGAAACCUUAUCUUGAUCAUGAAUUAUUAUCUGGUGCACAACGUCAAGCCACUUCAAAGGCUCCAGAUACAGAGCUCUACAAGGUUUACUGUUUCGGACAAAAUUCAUUGACCCCUUUUGGUAAAGUACCAGACAAAAGGCCAGGACAAAUCAUGCAGGGCAGUAAGACAUUUUGUAAUCUGUGCAAUAAGAAUUUCAGAACAAUCCAGAUUUUUCAGAAGCAUAAACAAAAAUUCAAACACUUUAAGUGUGAUAUAUGUACAAGCAGCUUCAUGCAGGAAAUUGACCUGAUGAGUCAUUUGAUGAGUUCACAUAAGAUCAAUGUUAAAUGUGGUUUAUGCAACAAAAAAUUGAAAUCUGUAUUUGUAAUGAGGAAUCAUUUAAAGAGGUUCCUGCACUUUAAGUGUACUCUUUGCUCAAAGAGUUUUGAAACAAACAAACAACUGGCCAUACAUUCCAUGAAGCAUAGUCUGAAACCAUACACAUGUAGUCAGUGUGGACAAUUAUUUACUCAUGAAGAAGAUUUGAACACCCAUUUCAAUUCUACUCAUAGAUUAACUUGUGAACGGUGCUCUGAAGUUUAUACUUCUAGACAAGAUUUAAGAACUCACAUCAGAUCUAGCCAUGAAGAGAGACAAGAUUUAAGAACUCACAUCAAGUCUAGCCAUGAAGAGAAACAAUUUGUAUGUACAUAUUGUACGAAAUGUUUAGCAAGCAAAUCCAGCCUGAAAGUUCACUUGAGAAUCCAUACUGGAGAAAGACCAUAUCAAUGUGAUGUAUGUUCAAAAACCUGUAUCAGUAAAAAUCGUUUGUAUAAUCACAAAAUGCGAAGUCAUAUGGGUAAGACAUUCAUAUGUGCUGAUUGCAACAGAGCAUUCAGUACCAUAUAUAGACUCAACUUACAUAGAAGAAGACACACUGGAGAAAAACUCAUCCAAUGUCAAUAUUGUCCAAAAAAAUUCCUAACAACUCAACAAUUGGAAAAUCAUAUUCGAGUUCACACAAAAGAACGCCCAUUCAUGUGUGAAUAUUGUUCAAAAUGUUUCGCGCAAAAGUACAAUUUAACCACUCAUAGGAGAAGAGUACAUUUAAGAGAGAAACCAUAUAAAUGUGAAGAGUGUUUAAAACGAUUUACUCAAAAAAGUGAGCUUAAGAGCCAUAUGAAGAUACAUAGAAACACUGGAGAGAAACCUUACAAAUGUGAAGAGUGUUCAAAAUGUUUUAGUUGGCUAAAAAGCUUAUAUCUUCA
Molecule: messenger RNA, 1287 nt
Organism: Owenia fusiformis
Lineage: Eukaryota; Metazoa; Annelida; Polychaeta; Sabellida; Oweniidae
Source: the annotation of a GenBank genome assembly